AUGAUCGGGUUCGCCGCUGGCGCUGGUUUCCUCCUCUUCGGUUUCGACCAAGGUGUCAUGGGAGGUCUUUUGACCCUUCCCUCGUUCGUUACCACCUUCCCCUCCAUUGACACAACCAAGAACGACAGUGCCAAGACGGGUACGUCGCACGAGUCGACACUCCAGGGUGUUGCCAUUGGUAUCUACGAAAUUGGCUGCUUGAUGGGUGCCCUCUCGUGCCUUUGGCUUGGUGACAGGCUCGGUCGACGUGCUAUUAUUUGGAUCGGCACAGUCUGGAUGAUCGUUGGUGCCAUCAUUCAGUGCUCCUCCUACUCGCUCGCCCAACUCAUCGUCGGUCGAAUUGUCACGGGCGUGGGCAACGGCAUGCACACUGCUACGAUCCCAAUGUGGCAGUCGGAGUGCUCGCCUCCACACAAGCGAGGCAUGCUCGUCAUGGUUGAGGGUCUUCUCAUCACUGGAGGCAUUUGCAUGGCCUACUGGAUCGACUUUGCUUUCUACUGGCUCGACCCAUCCUCGGUGCACCCCGACGACUGGCAGAACCACGUUCAAGAAUACCCUCACUGGACUGGAGCAUGGCGCAUCCCCAUUGCCUUCCAGAUUCUCCUCUGCAUUCCCACCUUUAUCACCAUCUGGAUGCCCGAGUCGCCUCGUUGGCUCGUGCUCAAGGGCCGCGAUGAAGACGCACGCCGCGUUAUGGCUUCGCUCGAUGAGCUUCCAAUCGACGACCCUGAGAUCGACGUGAAGAUUCGCGAGAUCCGCGAAUCGCUCGAGCUUUCCACGGGCGCCGGUGUGAAGGAUCUCUUCAAGCAGGGCAAGGAAAAGAACUUCCACCGCGCCCUCCUCGGUUUCAUCAACCAGAUGUUCCAGCAGAUUUCUGGCAUCAACCUCAUCACCUACUACGCUGCCACAAUCUACGAGCAAAACAUUGGCAUGUCGCCUCUUGUCAGCCGAAUCGUCGCUGCCUGCAACGGCACUGAGUACUUCCUUGCCUCAUUUAUCGCCAUCUGGACGAUUGAGCGCUUCGGCCGCAGAAAGCUGAUGCUCUUCGGUGCCUUUGGAAUGAGCAUGUGCAUGGUCAUUCUGGCCGCUACGACUUCGCCCGCAGCACUCAAGCCUGUGAACAACGAUCCGGCAGGCAAGGCCACGCAACAGGGACCGGCCUAUGCGGCUGCCGUCUUCCUCUUUAUCUUCAACACUUUCUUCGCGAUUGGCUGGCUUGGUAUGACCUGGCUCUACCCUGCCGAGAUUACGCCUCUUUCCAUUCGUGCCGCCUCCAACGGUGUGUCCACGGCGUCCAACUGGAUCUUCAACUUCCUGGUCGUCCUUAUCACACCCAUCGCGUUUGCCACGAUCCACUACCAGACGUACAUCAUCUUUGCUGUCCUCAACGCGGCCAUUUUCGUCACGUCCUACUUCAUCUUCCCCGAGACUGCCGGUCGUUCGCUCGAGGAGAUGUCGGCCAUCUUCGAGCAGGCCAGCAUCUGGAACCCUUACGACGUUGUCAAGAUCGAGAGGAGGACACCGAGGAGGUACGACGAGAAGGGAAGGCCGCUUGCGCUCGACAGCAUGCUCGCCGAGCAGGGCUACGACCACAACGAGCCACAGGAGAAGCAGUCGGCUCCCCUCGAAGAGACCAGGGAUGCGUCCGUCAACAGCUCUCAGUGA
This is a messenger RNA of Acaromyces ingoldii, 1665 nucleotides long. RefSeq names its product sugar transporter STL1. Lineage: Eukaryota; Fungi; Basidiomycota; Exobasidiomycetes; Exobasidiales; Cryptobasidiaceae. Gene Ontology annotation, cellular component: membrane. Gene Ontology annotation, biological process: carbohydrate transport; transmembrane transport. Gene Ontology annotation, molecular function: carbohydrate:proton symporter activity. Bases 1 to 1665 code for a protein of 554 amino acids. The record is from RefSeq and is a predicted model, not a curated record. The transcript has 6 exons.